Auanema sp. JU1783 is the source of this 720-nucleotide messenger RNA. The record is from the annotation of a GenBank genome assembly. Lineage: Eukaryota; Metazoa; Nematoda; Chromadorea; Rhabditida; Rhabditidae.
AUGGUUAAUCACUUGAUCCUACCAUCAAGCCCUCCUUAUCAACCUAAGAAGGAUAUUCGUACUCCGUUAACGAUAACGGCAACAGGAUUCCAAGACUUUGAAGAUAUUCCGCCUUUAGUUAGAAAUUCGGCAAAACAACAAUUGGGCUAUGACAUGUCAAAUCUUCUGAUUACCGUGCCUGAUACUUUGGAACAGCAGCUGUUGAAUUUACUGCAACUAGAUCCCGUAGCGUUUUGGACAGAAGUAAAACAUAGUACAAUGAGAGAUACACUAGCUGAUGCCAUGAUUAUGAAAAUUCGACAAUCUUUCCAAAAUCCAUCUGAACCGACAAAUGCUUUGUACUUGUCUCGAAUAUUAAUUGCUAUGAACCUUCAAAAUGAUGUCAUUUCUGGAUUGACUAGCGAUCAACGACAUCGACUAGCCUCAGGAAAAUCCACGAACCUCCUACAAAUUCGUCCGCCUACUAUCCAGACUGUGUCUCGAAAUGAGCAAUUAGGGAAACAUGAGCCGUCAAUAAAAGUUGAGCCCACGGAACACAAAUCCAAAGAGAACAACUCGGUCUUAAUGAAACUGUUAGAAGAACCGACUUCACCUAAACGGAGGCGUGUUGACGAGACUUACGAAAAUGAAAGUUACUAUACCUUUGAGCCAACAGCUUUGAAGCGAAAAUCUCCUAAAGACAGUCCAUCAAAUGACUCUUUCACUAUGAUGAGUCUAUGA